This is a messenger RNA of Prorocentrum cordatum, 571 nucleotides long. The record is from the annotation of a GenBank genome assembly. Lineage: Eukaryota; Dinophyceae; Prorocentrales; Prorocentraceae.
AGGGCGUCCACGUGGCGGCCGCCCGGCUGCUCGGGGAGAAGAUCAGAAGCCGGGUCGACCUGCUGCGCGCGGAGCCCCGCGAGCACGACGCGCCGGCGCCCCCGGCGCCCUCGCCGACGAGCCGCGGCCGGCACCACAGGCGCGCGGCCUCCGACGAGCGCGGGGAGCUCCGGGAGCCGGACGGCAAGAGCCGGAACUCCCAGCUCUCGCCGCGGAGGGCAGCGUCGGGAUCAGCGUCCAUGAGCGCGUUCCAGUUCGACGCGAGCUCAGAGCAGAGGCAGCCGUCGAGCGAGUCCCCGAAGCGCCGCGGGACGGCCGCCAGCCGGCCGUCGAGCGCCCUCCAGGAGAGCGCCGGUACCAGCCUGCGGCGGUGCACGACCGUCUCGUCGGUGCAGGACUUGCGGCGCUGCGGGCAGAGCCAGCAGGAGGAGCUGGUCGUAGUCAUCGUCUGCAACGGUGAGGCCGGCCUUUCGCACGCAGCUCCCUGCUGGCGCGCGCAUUGGCUCCGCGACCCUGUCGCCGUCUUCCUCCUCACACCCCUCCUGUCUGCUUCUACUCCUUCGACAUCUGG